Molecule: messenger RNA, 1884 nt
Organism: Triticum aestivum (bread wheat)
Lineage: Eukaryota; Viridiplantae; Streptophyta; Magnoliopsida; Poales; Poaceae
Product: early endosome antigen 1-like
Exons: 3
Coding region: 1-1869 (622 amino acids)
Biological process (GO): reciprocal meiotic recombination
Source: RefSeq, a predicted model, not a curated record
AUGAAGGCGUCUUCACGUCUUCUUCCUCCUUGGGGGCAUCGUCUUGGAGCCGGCUACAACCUGAGACCGGUGGAUGGCGGCAUCUUCGCCGCAUGGAAGGGCGACAUCUUCGCCGCGUGGGAUGGCGGCAUCUUCGCCGCGUGGAAGGGCGACAUCUUCGCUGCGUGGUUUGCUGAGGCGGCCGUUUCAGGGGCGCCGAUUUCUCUGUUUGCGAGGGCGACUUUCCACACGCGGGCGGGCACGCGGCUGGGCGCGCCGGUUCCACCACCUCAUCUCCCGCACUCCCUCUGCCUCGUAUCUCGUCGCCUUCCUCCACACCCCGCAGGAGCAUUGCCAGCCGUCCGAUCGCGCCCAGUAUCAAAUGAAUCGAGGAAAACUAAUGAAGAGAAACUGAAAGUUGCUGAACAGGAACUUGAGAAGCAGAGUUUAGGAUGGUUAGCAGCACAACAAGAGUUAAAGGAACUUGCACAACUGGCAUUCAAAGAUACAGAUGAUAUCAAUGGUAUUAUCACUGACUUCAAACGUGUGAGGUCUCUGCUAGAUGCUGUACGCUCUGAAUUAAUCUCUUCAAAAGAUGCUUUCGCUUCCUCUCGCAGACAAAUAGAAGAUCAAGCGGUUCAGUUGCAGGAACAAGUACAGGAACUCGAGGACCAAAGGGUAUUACUGAUGUCUUACACCCAUGAUUUGGAGGCUGCUAAACUGGAGAUUCAAGGGAAGACACAGGAGCUCAGUUACGCACAGUCUCGUUGUCAUGAACUUGAAUCACAGUUACUUCAGGAAAGGGAGAAGGUCGAGUCUCUAGAAGCCGAAUUAGCCAAAGAAAAACAGAGCUUAGAACAUAGAACUGAAGAAGUAGGCUUUCUUCAGAAGGAGCUUGUUCAGAAAGAAAAUGAGUGCACCAAAUCACAAGAACUUGUUAAAGUAAAAGAGUUUGAGCUGUUAGAAGCCAGACAGGAAGUCCAAGACAUGAAGUUAAAGGUAGAGUCUAUUCAAUUGGCUGUUCAAGAAAAGGAUUCAGAGCUUUCUGAUACACAGAGCAGACUAACUGAAGUCAGCAGUGAAAUUGCUGAGCUUCAGCAGUUGCUAAAUAGCAAGAAGGAUCAACUGCUUCAGGCUAGAACUGAAUUACAUGAUAAAGAGCAACAUAUAGAAACACUGGAGAGUGAGUUGGAUAGCAUACGGCUCAGAUGCUCGCAAGCUGAAUCCAUGGUUCAAAGGAUGGCUGAUCUCACUGGCGAUCUUGCUAGUUCCGUAAAAGCCGGAGAAAUGGACAUCUAUGCAUUACUGGAUGAUGAAAUUUCAAGCACAGGUACAGCCCUCGAGUCCAAUUUGCAUAAGCAUAAUCAACUGGAGGCUGACAUAGAGAUGUUAAGAGAAUGCUUGCGGCAUAAGGACAUGGAGUUGAGAGCUGCUCAUGAAGCACUUGAUGCCAAAGAUCAAGAGCUGAAGGCAGUACUUAGAAAGUGGGAUGUGAAGGAGCGGGAAGUACGUGAGUUAGAAGAGUUACCGGAUCCCAGUGCCACAAAUGAACUUGCUGGUUUUUCCAGUGAGACAACAGAGGACGGCAUUGUAGGAGAGAUGGAGCUCCCAGAGCUUCAAAUUGAAGCUGUGGAGGUCGAAGCACUUGCUGCUACGACUGCAUUGAGGAAGCUUGCGGAUAUGACUAAGGAUUUCUUCAAACACGGCAAAGCUGAUUCUGGUAUUGACUUGGUUGCAUCAGAGAGUCAGAAAAUCAGUAAAUGUGAUCCUAAAAUGGAAGUACACAAGAAGACGGAUGUGAUUCUUGAAGCUGAAAAAGAAAUAGUUAGGCUCUUCUCAUUGACAAAACAGAUUGUCACUGAUGACAUAAUAAACGAUGUUGAGGAAUGAUAGCUUCAAACUGAA